CCUGAGGCGGCUACGCCGUAGUUCCCCGGGACUCGUGCUGGCUCGUUAAAACUUAAAUUUUUUUUAACUUUCCCGCGUUAUUUAAUUCCUGAAACUCGACGGUCUGCUUGGAAAGACGGAAAGUCGCAGAAAAUGGAGUCAUGGCUUCCACUCUUCGACAUUUUCAUGAAUUCGCCAUCACCUGAAGCAGAAGCAUCUAUGUGGUUGCAACGAUCCUUUGAUGCCUCCUCGACUGCCACCCCCAUCACCACAAAUUCUUUCCUUUCUUUGCUUACAAAACCCUCCGACGCUAUUGUCCUUGAUUCUUCUUCUUCUUCUUCUUCUUCUUCAGCUCCUCACAGAAAGAGGGUUAUGUGGAUACAAACCUUGCCAAAUGCAGUUCAGUCUCGGAUUCUCUCGUUUCUUGUUUACGACCGCCAGAGAUUCUGCGCCCAAGACUUGUGUAAACUUGCCCGCAACAUAUUGAGCGAGAGUCGAGGGCUCGACUUUUGGGUCGAGAAAGCUGCACGCCACCUGCUUGAUUUUGUGUCAGAGUCGAAUUACAGAUGGAUUUCUAAUCUGAGUUUGGAUUCUGCUGAAGAAAGGGUUGACGAAGAGUUCGAGUCGUUGCCAGAUUGGCUCAAGGAAGCAGCGGGUACUAGUGAUGUGCUCCUUCCAUGGCUUCAUGUGUCUUCUGAUGAAUUGGAUUCAAGAGCAUGUUUCAGUACUGGUGGAGAUGAUUCUGAUUCAUUGGCUGAUGUAGGAGAGGAUGAAGAAGAAAAAUUUAUCGAAGUUGAACCAGUGGUUAAGACUGGUAGUCCUACAAAUGCUCCCCUUGAUCCCGAAAUUAAAAAGAUGGCUGCUUGUUUGAAAUCACGGAUAUUGACCUAUGAAUCCACUUCCGUAACAGUUGGCUUAGCAAAUGAAAUUCACGAACUCUGCUUCAACAGAGGAGCAGAUGCUUUUGCAGUUCUUGGUCUGAUUGAACCUUGGAAUACAGAUGAUGAGACUGCCUCGAUUCUAAUUUCCCAUCUUUCAAAUGGAAGCGAGGAGGAACUUGGUUGGCCAAGCCAGGUUCUCUGCUCAAUUAUCCUCCCCAAAUUGUUCAUGCUAGACAAGCCUGCCUCUCGCGUGCUAGUGACUUCAAUAAUAGAGUACUGCAGGAGGCAUCAGAGGGCUGCUGUAUAUGCACUCUUGUUCCCCCUGAUCCUCCGGGAUGGAGGCAUCAACCACCCCAUCUGUGAUGUGAUCACAAGGAUUAUUAGGGAAUGCUUGCACCCGGCUCAUGUUUCUGCUUUCUGCCAGAAGCUUCUGUGCGGUGACGUGGCAGAAGAGAGGAAAAUCAUUUGCCUUCCCUGCCACAAAUGUGUAAUUUCCAAUGAACUGGUAUGGACAGAAUCAUUGUUUAAUCUGUUCCAAAACAUCUUGAAUCAUAAUGUUUGUUUAACCUCAGAUUCCAUCCAUCAUCUUGUUCUUCGUACACGGGAGUUAGCUGAGAGGUUUUCUAAAUCUCUGAAGUUUGGAAAUUAUUUGUUGUGUUUACUUAACAAAUGUUCUAUGUCGUUGAAAUCUCAUAAGCUUCUGUUAACUGAAACAAUUGAGCAGACCGAUACUCUUGUUACCAAAUCUUUGUUGUCAAAACUGGCAAGCUUGUAGCUACUUUGGAAUAUUUUUGGGAAGCUUUUUUGUUGCAGACAUCACUUUUUCAAGAGAGCAUAAAAAACAACAGUGAUUCUAAAGUGUUAUACAUAACUGUAGUCUGCAUACAUCCUCUUGAUCUUAUUAGACCUACCAGAGUUACUUGUAUUGAUAUUGGCUGUGCUGUAGAUAAUAAGUAAGGUUUAGACCAAUAUCUAAGUUACUAUAUUAAUUAAAUUGGUCUUCAUAAA
This is a messenger RNA of Malania oleifera, 1868 nucleotides long. RefSeq lists its product as uncharacterized. The record is from RefSeq and is a predicted model, not a curated record. Gene Ontology annotation, biological process: interstrand cross-link repair. The coding region runs from base 133 to 1635 and encodes 500 amino acids. The transcript has 2 exons. Gene Ontology annotation, cellular component: Fanconi anaemia nuclear complex. NCBI's taxonomy places the organism in Eukaryota, Viridiplantae, Streptophyta, Magnoliopsida, Santalales, Ximeniaceae.